Messenger RNA from Gadus macrocephalus (Pacific cod), 3100 nucleotides. RefSeq names its product xenotropic and polytropic retrovirus receptor 1 homolog. The transcript is spliced from 15 exons. Gene Ontology annotation, cellular component: cytoplasm; plasma membrane; Golgi apparatus. Gene Ontology annotation, molecular function: inositol hexakisphosphate binding. NCBI's taxonomy places the organism in Eukaryota, Metazoa, Chordata, Actinopteri, Gadiformes, Gadidae. The record is from RefSeq and is a predicted model, not a curated record. Gene Ontology annotation, biological process: cellular response to phosphate starvation; phosphate ion transport. Bases 167 to 2242 code for a protein of 691 amino acids.
UCACCCUCUCAGCGGACAAGAGGAGGGAUAGAAUAAGAGUGCCACUGUCUCAGAGAGAGAGAGAGAGAGAGAGAGAGCUCAGAACAAAGAGAGCAGCCAUCCCAUUCACAGAGCCCAGUGUUAGACAAUACAGGACUCUCCAUCUUCUAGGGACCAGCCACUAACAAUGAACUGUUCUAGUGUGUGUGUGUGUGUGAGUGUGAUAUUAACUCUGCUCUCCGCGUUUCAGGCUUUUAAAGAGAUGCUGUACGCUGCCCAGGACCAGGCGCCAUCUAUCGAAGUUACUGAUGAAGAUACGGUGAAGCGGUAUUACGCCAAGUUUGAGGAGAAGUUCUUCCAGACCUGCGAGAAGGAGCUGGCCAAGAUAAACACCUUCUACUCUGAGAAGCUGGCUGAGGCCCAGCGCCGCUUCGCCACGCUGCAGAAUGAGCUGCAGUCCUCAUUGGACGCCCUGCGGGAGAGCUCCGCCCAGGGGCGUGGCCUUAGGCAGAGGAAGACAGUGUUCGCCCUGUCGCAGCAGGAGAGGUGUAAGCACCGCAACAUCAAGGACCUGCAGCUGGCCUUCAGCGAGUUCUACCUCAGCCUCAUACUGCUGCAGAACUACCAGAACCUGAACUUCACAGGCUUCCGGAAGAUCCUGAAGAAGCAUGACAAGAUCCUGGACACGUCGCGGGGGGCCGACUGGAGGGUCACGCACGUGGAGGUGGCCCCCUUCUACACCUGCAAGAAGAUCACCCAGCUCAUCUCUGAGACCGAGGCGCUGGUAACCACGGAGCUGGAAGGGGGGGACAGACAGAAGGCCAUGAAGAGGCUGAGGGUCCCACCUCUUGGUGCUGCCCAGCCCGCCCCUGCCUGGACCACCUUCAGAGUGGGCCUCUACUGCGGAGUCUUCCUGGUCCUCAUGGUUACCGUGGUGAUCACAGGCGCGGUGGUGAUGCGUGACGCUAACGUCUGGCCGCUGGUCAGGAUCUACAGAGGAGGCUUCCUGUUAAUAGAGUUCCUCUUCCUGUUAGGUAUCAACACCUACGGCUGGCGACAGGCUGGGGUCAAUCACGUCCUCAUCUUUGAGCUGAACCCCAGGAACAACCUGUCUCACCAGCACCUGUUUGAGAUCGCGGGCCUGCUGGGGGUUCUGUGGUGCGUCAGCCUGCUGUGCUGCCUGUUCAGCAGCAGCAUCCUGGUGCCCAUGCAGCUCAACCCCCUGGCGCUCUACGGCUUCUUCCUCCUCUUCCUCAUCAACCCCUUCAAGACCUGCUACUACAAGUCCCGCUUCUGGCUGCUCAAACUACUGUUCCGGGUGGUGACGGCUCCGUUCCACCGGGUGGAGUUCGCAGACUUCUGGCUGGCUGACCAGCUCAACUCCCUGGUGGUGGUGCUGAUGGACCUGGAGUACAUGGUCUGCUUCUACAGCUUCGAGCUCAACUGGCACCUCCCCGACGGCCUGGUCCGCCCCGGGGAGCCGGACCGCAUGCCUUGCCACUCGUACUCGUACGGGGUGCGGGCGGUCAUCCAGUGCCUGCCCGCCUGGUUCCGCUUCAUCCAGUGUCUGCGGCGCUACAGAGACACCAAGCGGGCCUUCCCCCACCUGGCCAACGCAGGGAAGUACUCCACCACCUUCUUCGUGGUCAUCUUCUCCGCCCUGUACAGCACUCACAAAGACGAGCAGCCGGCCGAGGCCCAGGUGUUCCUCUACCUGCUGAUUGGCUGCUCGGUGGUCAGCUCUUGCUACACGCUGAUCUGGGACCUGAAGAUGGACUGGGGCCUCCUGGAGCGCAGCGCAGGGGAGAACCCCCUCCUACGCGAGGAGAUCGUUUACCCCCAGAAGGCCUACUACUACAGUGCUAUAGUAGAGGAUGUGCUGUUGAGGUUUUCCUGGACGCUCACCCUCUCCUUGACGACCUUCUGUGACUUCCCAGGUCUCUCUGACAUCCUAGCAACAGUCCUGGCGCCGCUGGAGGUGUUCCGGCGGUUCGUAUGGAACUUCUUCCGGCUGGAGAACGAGCACCUGAACAACUGCGGUGAGUUCCGCGCGGUGCGUGACAUCAGCGUGGCCCCGCUCAACGCCGACGACCAGACGCUGCUGGAGCAGAUGAUGGACCAGGAGGACGGCGUCCGCAACCGGCAGGGCAAGAGGAACUGGAAGAGGAGCUACAGCGUCAGCCUGCGCCGGCCCCGCCUCGCCUCCCAGUCCAAGACCCGGGACACCAAGGUCCUCAUCGAGGACACAGACGAGGACUCCUGACAUCAGGCCACGCCCCUCGUCUGGGUCCACAACCUCUUCAAGAGCUCCACCUCCUGAAGAGCAGACGAGCGGCGUGUUGGAGCGGCUCCAACAGACUCUAGCGGGGGCUCUAUCCCCCCCUACCCUCUAGAGAACGAGACCACAACCCCCUGGGGGUGGGCCAAGCUGAGAACACACCCCCUGAGACCACACACCCCUUUGGGGGCAAACUGAGACCACACACCCCUGAGACCACACCCCCCUGAGAAAACACACCCUUGUAGGGGGGGCAAACUGAGACCACACACCCCUUUGGGGGGGAAAACUGAGACCACACCCCUUUUGGGGGGCAAACUGAGACCACACCCCCUGAGACCACACACCCCUUUUGGGGGGCAACCUGAGACCACACACCCCUUGGUGGGGCGUCAAACUGAGACCACACCCCCCUGGAGGGGGGACUGAGACCACAGCCCCUUGGUGGGGGGACUGAGACCACAGCCCCUUGGUGGGGCCAAACCGAGACCACACCCCCUGCAUGGGCAGUUGACCCCGUCAUGUCCUUCCUCCUCCUCCUCCUCCUCUUCCUGUUCCCUUCAGACCAGGAGGUCCCGAACCGCCAAGCUGAUGACCUCCCCUCGCCAACCAUCAACAGGGGACCCCCCACCCCCGUUCCAAUCCCCUCCCCUGGGGUCUGGCUCUUCUCCAGGCUUCACGUUCAAACGGGCUCCUCCCAUUGGUGGGCCAGGACCCUGAAAGACACGCCCCCUCUUUCCACCCUAACUAACAUGAUUGGCCGGUCCACGGGUGUCACUUAGCUGCCUACCUGCACAGCACACGCUAUAGACACACACACACGCACGCACACACACACACACA